Messenger RNA from Pistacia vera, 2193 nucleotides. Its product is annotated as ribonuclease P protein subunit p30. Gene Ontology annotation, biological process: tRNA processing. Gene Ontology annotation, cellular component: nucleolar ribonuclease P complex. The record is from RefSeq and is a predicted model, not a curated record. The transcript has 5 exons. NCBI's taxonomy places the organism in Eukaryota, Viridiplantae, Streptophyta, Magnoliopsida, Sapindales, Anacardiaceae. Gene Ontology annotation, molecular function: RNA binding. Bases 90 to 1829 code for a protein of 579 amino acids.
AGCAAAUAAACGACACCGUUUGCAACGCCGCUGCAUAAACCCUACAAAACCCCAUCACACACGGAGGCUGGGGCUCUCUUUGUCUCACCAUGGGUUUCUUCGACCUUAACAUUCCCUACCUUGAAUCUCCGCCCUCCAAUAACACCGCUCACAAAACCGCACGUGUCAAAAUCGUUAUUAAGGCAAUGGAGCUCGGAUACUCCGGAAUCGCCUACAACCGUACGAUCAAGGGCGUCAUGUCAGAUAACGAGCGUUGCUCUAUCUCUCUCCUCUCUCUCUCGUCUCUCCUCAAAGUCACUCCCUCUCUCUCCUCCUCCGUCAAUUUCCACCGUGACCUUCUCGGCGUCCCUCCUGCCUCCCCCUUCCGUCAGUACACGCGCCUCACCGUUUGCGCCGAUUCUCACGCUCAGUCCCAGGUGCUGAACUCUGGCAAUCCCGUUUUAAAAACCUACGAUAUCGUCGCUGUUCGGCCCUUGAAUCAGAACGCGUUUGAUCAUGCGUGUGAGAAGGCUGAGGUGGAUAUAAUUUCGAUUAAUUUCGCGGAGAGAAUGCUGUUCAGAUUGAAGCAGCCUAUGGUUAAGGCUGCUAUCGAGCGUGGAGUUUAUUUCGAACUCACGUACUCUGAUCUUAUCCUUGACCUUCAAUUAAGGAGACAAAUGAUAUCGAAUGCUAAGUUACUGGUGGAUUGGACUCGAGGAAAGAAUCUCAUCUUCUCAAGUGGUGCCCCUUCUGUUAAUGAACUUAGGGGACCAUACGAUGUGGCAAAUUUAUCGUCUUUGCUUGGGCUUUCUGUUGAACGAGCUAAAGCAGCAGUUUCCAAAAAUUGUAGGACUCUUUUAACUAAUGCCAUAAGGAAAAAACACUUUUUCAAGGAGACUAUUCGAGUUGAAGCACUAUCAUCUGGUGAGCGAACUGACUCCAAGGAACCUUGGUCUGGGGACUGGCUUAAAUGGGAUCCUAUCUCUAGUGGUGAAGGUGAUUUGCAGCUAGAUGAAUUGGCAAAAUCUUUCACUGCCUCAAGUAAAGAAUCCAAAACUGUGAAAGCCAUUGAUUUUGCUUCAGUUAUGAGUAGCAUGCCAUCCCAGGGUUUUCAAGUAAAGGAUUUGAUGUUUGGAACUCAGGCUGUAUCCCAUUCACGGGAUAAGGAUAGUGGUAAAGAGAUUUUAUCCGCUACUGAGACAGUUGAGACAUCUGUUGCAACUGGUGGAGUGUCUGAACAGCAGACAAGGCUUAAUCUUCUUCCUGAAACUGACCAGGCUUCAUUAGAUAAUGCUCCACCAAAACCCCAGUCUUUUGGCUGUGAAGAAGCACAGAAGUUAGGUUUACCUAGUGAUUUUGCAGAAAUGGUAAUCAGUUCUGAGGAUAUUGGGACUCGAACAACCACCACUAUGGAGGAAUUGAAUAAUCCAGAUAUGUCAAAUGAACUAUUUGCAGCAAACAAUACAGAAAGGUACAAUCAAUAUUCACAAAAUUGCAUCCCUAGUCAUGAAGUGGAUGUUGUCUUAUCAAAAGAAAUCUUGAAAUGUCAGACCUUGACUAGAUGUGUUGAGCUAGAUGCUGUGUCUAAUUUAGAGGGUGUCCCUCCUUGUAAUGCAUUUGAUUUUCCUGCUGGUCAAAAUGAAGAAUCUAAAAGUGUAGAACAUUCUGAUGCACAAUUAGGUUCUCAAAAAGGCUCAAGUGGUGAAGUUAGAAUGGAGAUAGAUAUAAAAGCUCAAGAAGAUACAUCUUCGGCAUUAAAUGAUGAGUCUUUGCUAGAAAAUGUCACUGAAACAGAACAUUUCAGGGAACCUGUAGAUGAUCAAGUUGCCUCUGAUCAAAAUCUGUUUUAGGAGUCCUCUAUUGAGAUAAAAGUUAAAGAUGACUCUUCAGUUUUGAGUCAUGCGAACCUGGAGAAAGUGACAAUGGAAGAACAACAGGGCGGAGAUAAACCAAGGGAAACUGGAGACCAUGGACUUCUUGUUGAUCAGAUCCUGGUUCCGGAGUCUUCCGGUGAGAUCACAAUUAAAGAUGACUUUGCAGUUGAAAAUCAUAUGGCCCAGGAUGAGUUCACAAUGGAAGAUCUGAGUCAUGGAGAACAAAUCAGGGAACCUGCAGUUGGAAUUGUUGCUGAUCAAACUCUUUUCAUGGAUUCUUGUAAUGACAUUGGAGUUAAAGAUGACCAUUCCGUUACAAAUUAUGAGGCCGUGGAGGAUG